Alligator sinensis (Chinese alligator) is the source of this 997-nucleotide messenger RNA. It is a transcript of the gene KHDRBS2, whose product is annotated as KH RNA binding domain containing, signal transduction associated 2. Gene Ontology annotation, molecular function: mRNA binding; poly(A) binding. Gene Ontology annotation, cellular component: nucleus. NCBI's taxonomy places the organism in Eukaryota, Metazoa, Chordata, Crocodylia, Alligatoridae. The coding region runs from base 26 to 778 and encodes 250 amino acids. Gene Ontology annotation, biological process: regulation of alternative mRNA splicing, via spliceosome. The record is from RefSeq and is a predicted model, not a curated record. The transcript is spliced from 7 exons.
GCAGGAGAAAUAUCUGCCCGAGCUGAUGGCAGAGAAAGACAGCCUGGAUCCGUCCUUUGUUCACGCCAUGCGCCUCCUGGCUGAAGAAAUUGAAAAAUUUCAGAGUUCUGACGGAAAAAAGGAAGAUGAAGAAAAGAAAUACCUUGAUGUCAUCAGCAACAAAAACAUAAAGCUGUCAGAGAGAGUACUGAUCCCUGUCAAACAAUAUCCAAAGGACUACAAUGAUGAAAUUCGUCAGGAACAAUUGAGAGAACUGUCAUAUUUGAAUGGUUCUGAAGAUUCGGCACGUGGACGGGGAAUUCGAGGAAGAGGAAUCCGUGUAGCACCUACAGCUUCUUCAAGGGGACGUGGAGGUGCAAUUCCUCCUCCUCCACCUGGACGAGGUGCCCAAGCACCUAGAGGGACACCAGUGACACGUGGAGCACUACCAGUGCCUCCUGUAGCCAGGGGUGUUCCUACCCCUCGAGCAAGGGGAGCUCCAGCUGUGCCAGGCUACAGACCACCCCCUCCUCCAGCACAUGAGGCCUAUGAAGAAUAUGGAUACGAUGAUGGAUAUGGGGGUGAAUAUGAUGAUCCAAGCUAUGAGGCAUAUGAUAACAGUUAUGCCACCCAAACACAGAGUGUGCCUGAAUAUUAUGACUAUGGUCAUGGAACAAGUGAAGACGCUUAUGACAGCUACGCACAAGAAGAAUGGGCCACAACCCGUUCCAGCCUAAAGGCACCACCUCCAAGGUCAGCCAGAGGGGGUUACAGGGAACACCCCUAUGGUAGAUAUUGAAGGUCCUCCUCAUCUGUGACCUCAUCUCAAAGACAAUUAAUAGCCUGUGGUCUCCACAUAAACAGCAAUGAGACAAGUAAUAGUCCAUUUCUUUUCUAUCCUAGGGAUUACUGCUCAUUAUUAUCCUAUGUACUACUUGUAUUUCCUAUAACACUGGAGUGACAUUGGCAUUAGUAUUAUUUUAUAACACGGACUUAAAAAAAAAACGAAAUUUUUUUU